AUGGCGGCGAUACAUGCUCCGAAGUUCGCUCGCAUUUUUACGUUAUAUCUUGUCUUGUAUUUGAUUUUAAACUUCCAAAAUACUGGUAAUUCUAGUGCUAACAAAGCUAGCUUUUUGUCUAUUGGAAGUGGAAGUGAUAUAAAGAUAUUUCCGAGGAGAAACGAAGUCUUGGACAGGCCAACGUAUGAUGCAAUUUGUAGGCAACCAGUAGAACGGAAAGUUAUAAAGGUAUUGAAAUUAACGAAGAUGAUCUUAUGGACUGGAAGUCUUGUAUUACUUGCUGGUGAUAUCUGUCCACAACCUGGCCCUGGAGCAACUAAUACUAUUUCAAAAAAAGUCUGCUUUGAUGUUAAAUCUAGAGGGUUAAAGAUAGCACACUUAAACAUUUGUAGCCUUCUAAGUAAACUUGAUGAAUUGGCG
Messenger RNA from Paramuricea clavata, 420 nucleotides. The record is from the annotation of a GenBank genome assembly. Lineage: Eukaryota; Metazoa; Cnidaria; Anthozoa; Malacalcyonacea; Plexauridae.